Momordica charantia (bitter melon) is the source of this 1285-nucleotide messenger RNA. It is a transcript of the gene AGL8, whose product is annotated as AGAMOUS-like 8. Gene Ontology annotation, molecular function: DNA-binding transcription factor activity; protein dimerization activity; RNA polymerase II transcription regulatory region sequence-specific DNA binding. Gene Ontology annotation, biological process: positive regulation of transcription by RNA polymerase II. NCBI's taxonomy places the organism in Eukaryota, Viridiplantae, Streptophyta, Magnoliopsida, Cucurbitales, Cucurbitaceae. Gene Ontology annotation, cellular component: nucleus. The record is from RefSeq and is a predicted model, not a curated record.
UUCUUCCAUUUCCAUGUUUGAAGGAACUGGAACUAAAGAGAGAGACUCAGAGAUAAUAAAAGAGGGAUUUUUUUUUUACCCUUUUUGCGUCUCUUGUUGUUCUUGUUGGUACUAUUGGAGAUGGGGAGAGGGAGAGUGCAACUGAAGAGGAUUGAGAACAAGAUCAACAGGCAAGUGACUUUCUCAAAGAGGAGGUCUGGUUUGCUUAAGAAAGCCCAUGAAAUUUCUGUUCUUUGUGAUGCUGAAGUUGCUCUUAUUGUCUUCUCCACAAAGGGCAAACUCUUUGAAUACUCCACUGAUUCUUGCAUGGAAAAAAUUCUGGAGCGAUAUGAAAGGUAUUCAUAUGCAGAGAGGCGACUUGUUGCAAAUGAUAACCAAUCCAACGGAAAUUGGACUCUUGAACAUGCAAAGCUUAAAGCUAGAGUAGAGGUUCUACAGAAAAACCACAGGCAUUUCAUGGGGGAAGAACUUGACUCCUUGAGUCUAAAAGAGCUCCAAAAUAUUGAGCAACAGCUUGAUUCUGCACUCAAGCAUAUAAGAGCUAGAAAGAACCAACUCAUGCAUGAAUCCAUUUCAGAGCUUCAGAAAAAGGACAAGGCACUACAGGAGCAAAAUAACAUGUUAGCAAAGAAGAUUAAGGAGAAGGAGAAAGCACAGGCUCAAAAUCCACAAUUGGAGCAGCAACAACAGAGUAGCCAUGGAAUAGAAUCUUCCCCACUUCUCAUACCUCAGCCAUUCCAUUCCCUUAACAUGACUUGUCCUUACCCGACGCGUGACACCGGAGGCGAAGACAUAACCGCCUGUCACGACAGAUCAGGCGCCCUCCUGCCGCCGUGGAUGCUCCGCCACCACCUUGGGGAUUAAAAAUGGUAUCUCACAGACAUGUGUGAUUGUAAAAUCCUUAUAUAUGUGUAGCCAUGCAAAUGAAACAGUACCUAACUCUUUAGGUGAAUAUCUGAUCCUCCCUUUGGAUGGAUAUGGAUAUUGGAUCCUUUCUGAAACUUGUAGCUGAAAGGGUAUGUAAUCCAGAAAAAAGGGUAUAAUGGGUAAAGAAGCCAUGCAAUGCAGGCUUUUUGAUUCCAAAAAUAUAUAUGAGACAUAAUAUAUAAUAUAAUUUAUAGAAUAAGGUAGUGUCAGAACAUGAUUGUAUAGAUAUAUAAUGUGUAAAUGGCAGCCACCAACUUUUGUCAUAUCAAAAUUAGCCAUGUAAUUCACAAUCUUAGAAUGUAAUCAACUUCUGCAGCUCUGUGUAUAUGUAAUGUUGUAUUAUGUGUCUGUCAAAUCA